UGCUCGCGUGGACCCGUACAGGGUGUGCAUCGUCGACCUGAGAAGCCCUAUCAACAGCUCCAGGCCCAGAGCCCCGACCAUCCCCCCGAGCUCCGAUGGCUUCCGCCGCUAUGGCCGCCUCUUCCAGAGCUCUGCUCCGUCCGCACCGCCUCCUCCUCCUCCCCGACCCACGCAGCCGCCGCCGACUCUCCGCCAUCGCCGCGGUUUCCGCAAACGCCGCAGCCGCCGCCUCCACGGCCGUCCGGCGCAGCGUGGUGGACGUGCUCCGGGAGCGCGGGCUCGUGGAGGCUACCACGUCCGAGGCGCUCGGUUCCUCCCCCUCAGCCGGCGGGCAGCAGCAGCAGCUCAAGGCCUACUGCGGCUUCGACCCCACGGCCGAGAGCCUGCACCUCGGCAACCUCCUCGGCCUCGUGGCGCUCUCCUGGUUCCGCCGCUGCGGCCACACCGCCGUCGCGCUCGUCGGCGGCGCCACCGGACGCGUAGGAGAUCCCUCCGGAAAGAGCGCCGAGCGCCCUGAGCUGGACCUCGCCGCGGUAGCCGCCAAUUCCGACGCAAUUAAGUCCCUCAUCGCCCAGAUCCUCGGCCGCGCUCCAGAACCUUCUCAUUACAGCAAAUCCGGUAAAAACGCAAUCUUGGACGAAAAUGAGCAUGCCCUGGCCAAUUCGUGCCAGGGUUUAUCAGAAAAUGUGGGGGGAAAGAUGGGUUCCUUUGUGAUCCUGGAUAACUACGACUGGUGGAAGGAUAUCACACUACUUGAUUUCCUCAAGGAGGUGGGCAAGUUCGCUCGUGUUGGGACGAUGGUUGCCAAGGAGAGUGUGAAGAAGCGGCUCAAUUCGGAGGAUGGCAUGAGCUACACUGAGUUCACUUACCAGCUUCUCCAGGGCUAUGACUUCUUGUACAUGUUCAAGAACAUGGGUGUCAAUGUGCAGAUCGGAGGUAGUGAUCAGUGGGGAAACAUCACUGCAGGAACUGACUUGAUUCGGAAAAUUCUCCAGGUCGAGGGGGCACACGGUCUCACAUUCCCACUCUUGCUUAAGAGCGAUGGGACGAAGUUUGGGAAGACAGAGGAUGGGGCAAUUUGGCUCUCGUCGAAGAUGCUCUCCCCAUACAAGUUCUACCAGUACUUCUUCUCAGUGCCAGAUGUUGACGUCAUUAGGUUUAUGAAAAUCCUGACGUUCUUGAGCUUGGAUGAGAUUCUCGAGUUGGAAAAGUCGAUGAAGAGGCCUGGCUAUGUCCCAAACACGGUCCAAAGAAUCCUUGCAGAAGAGGUGACACGAUUUGUUCAUGGUCAGGAGGGAUUGGAGGAGGCCUUGAAGGCAACUCAGGCCUUGCGGCCUGGGGCUCAGACGCAGUUGGACUCGCAAACAAUUGAGGGGAUAGCAGAUGAUGUACCAUCAUGCUCUUUGCCAUAUGACCAAGUACUGAAGUCUCCCCUGGUUGAUCUGGCUGCCUCUACAGGUUUGCUAGCUAGCAAGUCAGCAGUUAGGCGGCUUAUUAAGCAAGGUGGUCUAUACUUGAAUAACAUAAAGAUCGACAGCGAGGAUAAAUUGGUUGAGGAAGGUGAUAUAGUUGAUGGGAAGGUACUGCUGCUAUCUGCCGGAAAGAAGAACAAGAUGGUUGUUCGUAUAUCUUGAAUUCUUGAUUGUUCUAAUUUGUUCCCUCUAUCUAAUUUUUUUGGCGAUGAGGAGAAGAAGUGAUAUCACGAGCUCUGUAUUCAGAUUGGCUGCCCGUGAACAUACAAAUUGCUUUAUUGGAAAUGCUAUACCAGCAAUCUUGUUACCUUUUCCUUUCAUGAGAACUUUUUGUGUGCCCUCUGCUGUUCGGUUUUUUCCCCUGUAAUGUACUCACUUGUGAUAUUGAUCUCCUGCUGGACCAGACCUGGACUAAAUGUUUUGCUUUAGUGUUGUGGGUC
This is a messenger RNA of Brachypodium distachyon (stiff brome), 1912 nucleotides long. Its product is annotated as tyrosine--tRNA ligase, chloroplastic/mitochondrial. The transcript has a single exon. Gene Ontology annotation, molecular function: ATP binding; tyrosine-tRNA ligase activity; RNA binding. The record is from RefSeq and is a predicted model, not a curated record. Gene Ontology annotation, biological process: tyrosyl-tRNA aminoacylation. Lineage: Eukaryota; Viridiplantae; Streptophyta; Magnoliopsida; Poales; Poaceae. Gene Ontology annotation, cellular component: chloroplast stroma; cytosol; mitochondrion. The coding region runs from base 96 to 1634 and encodes 512 amino acids.